CUCAGCAUCUGUGCAUCUCUUUUCUCCAACAUAACAUUUUCUUCUCCCCAUAUAGAAAAUCGUUAACAUUUUACAUUUCCUUCAAUAAUUCUUCCACCUACUAACAAACAAUGGAGAAGGAGAACGAUGAGCCAACUAAGGGACACGACAAUACGUUUAGCUUACAGAAUGUUCUGUUCAUUGUCAAAGUUUCAACCGUCCUAGCCUUCACCGGUUACUGUGGUUACCCGACGAUUAUAAAUGUACUCGACGGCGUUGACCUUUGGUUCGGUUGGUUCCGUUUGGUUCUAAGAAACGUUUUCUUCAUCUUCAUCAUCCUAAACGUUCUCAUCGGCUCUAUAUACUUUAGCUUCCUCAACACCACCAAUAAAAAGAAACAAGAUCUCUAUGAUGAAUAUAUCGCCGCCGUACCCUCCGCCGUCCGCUCUUCCCCGGAGCCGUCUUCUGCCCUGAUGGAGGUUGGAGACUACGGUGGUGAAUAUUAUAAUAAGUCAAGUUACUACGAGACUGUGCCACCGUGUCAAGCGGUUAAUACGGUUGAGGAGAGUAAGUGUUAUGAACGAGUAGUGAUGGAGACGAGCUCUAAGAGUUAUAAGAAGACGACGAGUUUGGAGAAGAAGAAGAAGAGGUCGACGGUGGAGUAUCGAAGGACGGAGUCAGAGAGAGUACUGAUGAAAACGGCGUCGUGGAGGUCGCAUGCGAUGGAUGAGCUGAGCAGCGAGGAGUUUCGUAUGAAGGUGGAGACAUUUAUCACGGGGUACAAGAAGAAAAUGAAUUGCCAAAACGGCGUCGCUGAUCACUGGCAAAACGGAGUCUCUCGGUUUCAAAACGGCGGCGUUGACCAGUGGCAGAACUGUGUCCCCCAGUUGCAAGAUCAGCCUUAUUACGAUGGAACUGAUCGUCGUCGUCAUCGUAGUCGUAGGCCCGUGGGUGGUUCUGGCUCUACUGGUAGUGGUGGUCCGUACUUGGCCAUUUCGAAUUAGAGCUUGGCGUGGGGACUAUGUAAAAGUAAAAAAUGUUAACAUAGGUUAUUUUUUACGGCCAAUAAUGUUGUAUUCUAAAUAUCUAAUAUAGAUGAGACUAUUAAUAAUC
Messenger RNA from Brassica oleracea var. oleracea, 1092 nucleotides. RefSeq lists its product as uncharacterized. The record is from RefSeq and is a predicted model, not a curated record. The transcript has a single exon. The coding region runs from base 111 to 983 and encodes 290 amino acids. Lineage: Eukaryota; Viridiplantae; Streptophyta; Magnoliopsida; Brassicales; Brassicaceae.